Molecule: messenger RNA, 1916 nt
Organism: Haliotis rubra (blacklip abalone)
Lineage: Eukaryota; Metazoa; Mollusca; Gastropoda; Lepetellida; Haliotidae
Exons: 4
Coding region: 107-1759 (550 amino acids)
Source: RefSeq, a predicted model, not a curated record
GGCUAAAAUACCGCCGAUUGGACUAUAAAGUUUCACUCACUCACUCACUCACUCACUAUUUUUUCUUGUGUCAAAAGACGUGCAGCAGUCUAUCCAUCCAGAGAUCAUGAGGGCCUUUAGCCUGAAAACCGCGGUCACCACGCUGCUGUGUGUUGCCGUGGUGCUGUUGCUCUUGAAGCUUAAUAAGACGUAUUUACAUCUGGUGGAAGAGAAGACUUGGGCGGGCAUGAAGACUUGGGCGGGCAUGAAGACUGGGGCGGGCAUGAAGACUUGGGCGGGCAUGAAGACUGGGGCGGAAAUGAAGACUUGGGCGGGCAUGAAGACUGGGGCGGAAAUGAAGACUUGGGCGGAAGGGGAUGAAAAGCCCAACACCGAGAACUCUCUGAUACUGCCAGAAUCCGGAAUCGUGAACGUCAUAGAGGAACACCAUGAGGCACUGAUGUACUGGUUUUCGGCUGCAGCGAAAGGGACCAUCAAGAGACAAGGGAACACUCUGCUUCACAUAGAUGCCCACAGUGAGGCGGCCAACCCCAGACAGUGGAGGAAGCUGCCUCUCUUCCAGUUACCUAAAAGCCGGAUGGAGUUGAACCAGAUGAUGGAGAAGACAAAUGCCUUUGUUCAUAUGGCUGCAGCAACAGGAUUAAUCAACCGUUUCAUCUGGGUGUGGCCACCAUAUGAGUCUGGAAGGUAUCAAGCAUAUGUGUCUGUACGUCUGAGAGCUGGGGUCAUGUACAGACAGGUGGCUGGCGGUCUUGAUGAACUGGUGCUUUGCGCUUGCGCGGAAUCUGAACAGCUGAAGGUACACAACAUGUGUGUCUGGAUCGAUACUCACCGAGAUGGUCGAGAGGAAUAUUUUGAAAUACAGGAAGUCGCAUGUUUAGACAUGUCUCUUAGUGGAACUGUGGAGUUUGUAAGUACAGAUAAGGCUAUAGAACUGGCCACGUCCGGUAACUGGAUUUCGGCUAGUGAAAGCGUCGUCCUUGACAUUGAUGAAGACUACUACGCCCGUGAAGAUGCAUCGUCUCCUCUGUAUGAUGCUGGCAUGAGUCAGGCCCAGAUGUACGACAUAUCAGCCUGUGUUGGGAAGCUAAUGUGUGUAGACAAUGCCCACGAUGAAAUGAUGGCCGAUAAAUUCUUCCAUAACCUGUUAAAGAUCACAUUCGAACACACCACACCUUGCAAUGAUGACGCAGCUGAGGGCAACAGCAAAUGCUCUAACCAUCUUGCCAUGAAGAAUGCGGUUAUCGGUAGUGUCUACGAUAUACUUGAAAAAGCUAAACCCUUUAUGUGCAUGCCAAAAGAAUCUACCCAGUUCAUGCUUGAUCGUCUAAUCGGUCAUCUAGUCUAUCUCAGUGGUCGUCAGUUAAAGGAGCUCACAUCUGUAGGCGUGUGUAUGGACCAAUCCCCAAGGAGUCCAUCCUUCAGCCGAAAUAAUGGCAUGGUGGUAUGCCUGGGAAACAAAAAGGGGGCCCGGAUACCUGAAAGCCAUAACGUUGAUGAUGAGGACAUCGACCAGACCACCAACCAACUUCAAACAAUCCUGUCCCCGUCAUUAAACCUGGGUGUGGUGACGCUUGUCCGUUCUGUACGAGAUGGAUUUACUCCUAGGAAAUAUGUCCAUACUAUUGAGACAAAGGUUAUUAAUGUUUUGAAAACAGUGUUUCCAGACCGACUACGUAACAGCAGCAUACAUUAUGAUUCUGAGCUGCUUGGAGGUAAAGGUGGGUGGUACUUUCGCCACAAGACCAUAAAAACAUAAUAAUAUUGCAAGUCUAAUUUGUAUAUGGUCCUCAGCGCUGAAUUGCUUUUUUGAAAAGCUACAGUAUCAAGAUGUACACAAUAUGCAAUGGUGGAUACGGGAAACCAAUUCUCCAAUAAAUCAAUACAGUAAAACACCUGUAAGGUAUUUCCACUGA